Messenger RNA from Leptosia nina, 4239 nucleotides. The record is from the annotation of a GenBank genome assembly. Lineage: Eukaryota; Metazoa; Arthropoda; Insecta; Lepidoptera; Pieridae.
AUGUUGAGUCCUAAGAUUCAACGUUCGAUACGCGUCAACGACGGACAGUUGAUAGCGUUGUCUGAACGAGCUCAAUAUGACCACUCACAGGCUGGUUACCUACACAAGCGAAGUUCGGACAAUACAAAAUGGCAGCUGAGAUGGUUUAUACUGUAUCAGAACUUGCUGUUCUAUUACGAAUCGGAAAACAACACGCGUCCAACCGGCGUUUUGCUUCUGGAAGGAUCUUACUGUGAGAGACUCAGCAAAGCGCCCAUGGAAAGAAAUGCAUCUUUCUGCUUUACAAUAUCGUAUCGUCGUGAGACCCAACGUCAAUAUGAACUUCGGGCUGCUUCGGAAGUUGACUGCGUCCACUGGGUUGACUCAAUUAGAGAAGCUAGUUUCAAUAAGCUGCUGCUCCAAAAGGAAGAACUGGAACAGAAACAACUGCACCUGCUGCAAGUCGUGGAAAGUGAACGCACUUCGCGGUGGCAAUACGCCCAACAGUGUGAGGAACUCUCAAAUGAAGUCAAAAAAUUACGUUCCGAGCUCUGUGCUUACAAGAAAGAACACGAACCAUCAACGCGAGCUACGUCUACCGCAAGCUUGUCACCUACUCUCUCGGAUGAUAUCGACCCUUCUGAACUGCGCAAGAUCAAGAAAGUCCAGAGCUUCUUCCGAGGCUGGUUGUGCCGACGUCGAUGGAAGCAGAUUGUAGACCAGUACAUCAAGAGUCCUCACGCAGAGAGCAUGCGGAAGAGGAAUAGUCUGGUGUUCAAAAUGGUGGAGGCUGAAGAAGAGUACUUGGAGCAAAUGGAAAUAUUGGUGACAUGUUUCUUACGACCUUUCAAAAUGGCGGCGAGUUCAAAGAAGCCACCUUGCACCCACGAAGACGUGAAUUCCAUUUUCCUGAAUAGCGAGACAGUCCUGUUUCUGCAUCAGAUCUUCUUUAAAGGUCUUACUUCUAGGAUGGAGUCGUGGCCAACUCUUGUAUUGGGUGAUUUGUUCGACAUGUUACUACCGAUGCUGACAAUCUACCAAGAGUACGUCCGUAACCACCAUUACUCCUUACAAGUGCUGACUGAAUGCAAGCAAUCCCAACAAUUUACUCACUUAUUGGCUCGUUUGGAGAGCAAACCAGCGUGCCAGGGUCGUUCCUUGGAGACUUUUUUGACAUUUCCUAUGCAUCAGAUUCCCCGCUACAUAAUAACCCUGCACGAGCUAUUAGCCCACACUCCGCAUGAUCACGUGGAACGACGCAGUCUACAGCAUGCGCGGGCGCAACUGGAGGAGCUGUCGCGACAGAUGCAUGAUGAAGUGAGUGAAACUGAAAAUCUUCGAAAGAACUUAGCAGUUGAACGCAUGAUCAUAGAAGGAUGCGAUAUUCUGCUUGAUGUAAACCAAGUUUUCAUUCGUCAAGGUACACUCUCCCAAGUAGCAGGAAAGGGCCGUAGAGCGACGCUACAAUCACGACAAGCAUUUUUAUUCAGUAACCACUUGUUGUUGACCACACGAGCACCCGGUGGUCGCCUACAUCUGCCACCUUCGGGAAGACUGCCCUUGCAUGAUGCUUUGCUGAUAGAAGACCCGUCGAAUCAUGAUGAUGAUGAUACAGCUUCCGUGUGUUCGUCACCAGGUGGAGAAAGCUACCAAGGCAAAGAUUUUAAAAUUCUCGUAGAAGUAAAGGGAGAACAAAUUUGUGCUCAUUUAGUGGCAGCUACAUUAGAAGAAAAAGCGGCUUGGACAAGCGAGCUAGCGCAAUGUAUGGAAAGUGCUGCUUUGACGGAGCUUUUAAGAGCUUGCGGUGCAUGUGGAACAGCAUCAGCCAGCCUUCCAGCUUGUAGAUCAGACCGGGCGUUAUUCACAGAUGAUGUGGAUAUCCGAUUUAGUAGAACGCUGAAUUCUUGCAAAGUUCCACAGAUACGUUCCGCUACGCCACAGAGGUUGUUGCAGAGACUUACGGAUCUUCGAUUCCUAUCUGUGGACUUCCUAAAUACGUUCCUUCUAACGUAUCGCGUGUUUACGGACGGCGUGACGGUGCUGGAAGCCCUAAAGCAGGUGUUUUAUGAGCAGUCGCAGCAGGAUAUGGAUCUCCCUCCACCGCCAGAUGCCACUAGAAAGGCCAGUGGAGCUAGUUCUGUUUCAGGGUACGGUUCCGAAUACAGUGACCGAGAUUGGCAGUCUAGAUUCUGGCGUGUACAGCGUGGAAAAAGUGAAGAAGAAGAUAAACUGUCCCCAUACUUAAUGGCACCAUCGCGACGCGCUUCUGCAGUUAAGACAGAGGAAGAAAACAAAGAGAACAGUCAUCUCACCAUACCCAAGAUAAUGGCUACUUCUUCCAGUAACGAGACUCUAAAAGGCACUGUCUCAACGGGUACAGGCACCACAGGCACAUCCCCGUCAUCUCCGGGAGCCAUCAGCUCUGUGACUUUGGUUGGUAGCCGCAAAAGCAGCCCUGAGCAUGCCACAGAGGAAAAGGAAUCCCCAACCAAAAUUAAGGAUAAUGACAGAGCAGCCAAAAUUAUGAAAGAUGAGAGCAUCGAGCUGGUCGAUCAAAGUGAUGAAGACAUCAAAUAUAAGGAAGAAGAACAAGAGAAGCAUAAGCCCAAACACGAGGAGAAGUUUAAGAUAUCACAGAGGUUUUCCGAGGUAAGCAUAUCGCAUAUUCAGCGCGUGCGCACAAUGUCGGAGAGUCCUCGCAGAUUACAGCCAAGCGCCGGUCAGAGCGCAGCAGAGCUACGUCGCAGGUCAGAAGGUACUCGGGAGACGGCCACACAACCCCACGAGCCACGUCGAGCAUCAGAUACAGCAGCCAGGGUUACGCCUCGAAGGUCGGUCAGCGAGAGACGUUGCACGAACACAUCAAUCAAUGGCGAAAGACGACGCCAUUGGGGAGGUUCAUCCGAGCCGCGAUCAUCAGUCACAUCACAGGCCUCACAGAUGCAGAACUAUCGCCGCGAAACUGGUCAACCGAAAGCUGGAGUAGUCAUUACAUCAUUCAGACAAUCGCACAGGAGGAGCAGUACUUCGACUGCCGCUGUGGCUUUUGCCGUAGCUACGUCUGCGUCGUCAAACCCUCGGUCACCACCUGCGAAUUCACCGACCCAGGCCAGAAGAGACUCAGUUAUUUCCACCGCAGCAACAAUGAGAGUUCUUAACGUUUUACGGCACUGGAUUUCAAAGCACUCUUCAGAUUUCUGGUCAGAUGAACGUCUUCGUGGACUUACAAUGGACUUCCUGAAGGAAAUAGAGAGUAGCCCGGGUUUGUUGCCGGCUGAGCAUAAAGCUGCAUCUCAACUGCUGCGUCUGCUGGAACGUUCACCAGAUAGAAACGUCGAUCUUAAAGAAAUUUUUGCACCACCUAAGGUACCGACUAAGGAAUGCUUGGAAACACUAUCAGCUUUAGAAAUUGCAGAACAAAUGACGUAUCUGGACUACCAAAUAUUCAGUUCCAUUCACAGCGAGGAGUUUCUUGGGCAAGCGUGGACAAAGGCAGAUAAAGCAGAACGUGCACCUCACAUCUUAAUGAUGACUGCACAUUUCAACCACAUCUCCAGUCUGGUCAUAUCUGAGAUCCUCAAGAUCGUUCCAUUUCCUGGAACCCCUCGCGAUAUCCACGAGCUCCAAGAACACGCCCUGAAGUGCAGAGUUGGCUCCAUUGAGAAAUGGAUAGCCGUCGCAGAUAUAGCCCGCUGUCUCCAUAACUUCAAUGGGGUCCUGCAGGUCUGCGCAGCUCUCUCCAACACAUCUAUCUUCAGGCUAAAGAAGACGUGGGAGAAGGUUUCUAAGACGAGCAAGCAAACACUGGAGAAACUACAGAAUUUGACAUCAUCGGAAUGUCGUUUCCGGAAUUUAAGAGACGCUUUGCAUAGGUGUGACCCUCCUUGCAUUCCGUACCUAGGAAUGUACCUGUCUGACUUGUCGUUUAUUGAGGAAGGUACUUCGAACUUCACCCCGGAAGGACUAUUGAAUUUUUCCAAAAUGAGAAUGAUUGCACAUGUCAUUCGUGAGAUUAGAAAUUUCCAGCAGACGCCGUACAAAAUUGACCGUAUACUCAAGGUUAGCGACUUCUUACUGGAUCCUGCUCUAGCGUUUUCUGAAGAGGAGCAGUAUACCCUGUCAUUAGAACAGGAACCCCGGGCGUCUAGGGGAUCAGCCGGGGGCAUAGUUCCUACUCCAGCGUCCCCAGCUUCACCAUCUGCUCAACGCAGGCGCAGGGCUUCACUCGCAGCCCUAGCACCUUUAAGGGCGGAGCGCUAA